This is a messenger RNA of Diabrotica virgifera virgifera (western corn rootworm), 1016 nucleotides long. Its product is annotated as filaggrin-2-like. The record is from RefSeq and is a predicted model, not a curated record. The transcript has 3 exons. Bases 239 to 952 code for a protein of 237 amino acids. NCBI's taxonomy places the organism in Eukaryota, Metazoa, Arthropoda, Insecta, Coleoptera, Chrysomelidae.
AUUCUCUUCAUUCACAACAACCUUCACCUUUUCUUCUUCUAUUACAUAAUCACAAUAAGAUGUCAAAAAUAAACCGUCAUAACGUUGGGGUUCUUAAAAUUAUUGUUGCUAUUUUGGGCAUGGAUUUUUGAUGAUGAUAAAAUAUAAAUGUAAAUUUCGCUUCUCUUCUUCUGUAUAUAUACAGGUACUAAGGAUUGUCUUGACAUAGAGUUAGCAAGUUCAGUGUGUAGCUCAAGUCAUGAAGUUGGUAAUCGCUUCUGUGUUUCUCAUAGCCGCUGCUUCAGCUGCUGUUGUUCCAGUUGAACAUAACCAACAUGCAGAACCAAACUCACAACCAUCAUCAUUAGUUGGUAAACGAUCAGCAGGUUUCGGCGAACAUCUUGACAGACCAAAUCAACCAAACUCACAACAAUCAGCAGGUUUCGGUCAACAUCUUGACAGACCAAAUCAACCAAACUCACAACAAUCAGCAGGUUUCGGUCAACAUCUUGACAGACCAAAUCAACCAAAUCAACAACCCCAACACCCCGCUCAUUUUGGACAACAUAACCAACAUGCAGAACCAAACUCACAACCGUCAUCAUUAGUUGGUCAACGAUCAGCAGGUUUCGGCCAACAUCUUGACAGACCAGUCACUCACAAAACAAGCAAUGAGUACAAUAAUUAUGAAAAACAUUCUACCAACUACCACAAUGGUCAGGAAUCGAGAAUUUUACACUAUGAAUCAGAACAAGAUCCCGAACAAGGUUACAAAUUUGGAUACCACACAAGUCACGGUAACGAAGAAGUUCAAAGAAGCGAAGAAGCACAAAUAAGAAGAAUUGACGAGGAACAUGCAUCAGUUGCAGUACAAGGUGUUGUUGAAUAUGUUAACCAUGAAGGCAAACGUGUAAGAUGGACCUACACUGCUGACGAAAAUGGAUACCACCCAUCUGAAAUUACAGUUACAUAAAUAAUUUUAUGAUUGUGAUGAAAAAAGUACAAAAAUAUAAAAAUAAAACUUUUAAUAAAUUCUA